Cyclopterus lumpus (lumpfish) is the source of this 719-nucleotide messenger RNA. RefSeq names its product complement component 8, gamma polypeptide (gene c8g). The record is from RefSeq and is a predicted model, not a curated record. Lineage: Eukaryota; Metazoa; Chordata; Actinopteri; Perciformes; Cyclopteridae. Gene Ontology annotation, cellular component: membrane attack complex. Gene Ontology annotation, biological process: complement activation. The coding region runs from base 1 to 663 and encodes 220 amino acids. The transcript is spliced from 7 exons.
AUGGCUGGAGUCUGGCGUUGUGUGUUGCCAGUGGUGGUGCUGAUGUGUGUGUGUCUGUGGGGUUCUACUGAGGCCGUAGGGGGGGCUAAGAGUCGACCGCGACCCCAAAGACCACCUCCCAGGAAGCCGAAUGUCGACCCGAUUGACUUGACCCCACCUGCACAGAACAUAGACAUACAACAGAUGACAGGAACAUGGUACCUGCUGAACACGGCCUCCAAAUGCUCCUACCUGAUAAAUCAUGGGAUGAAGGUGGAGCCCACCGUGGUGACCCUCACGCUUUCCCCUGAACAAACACUAUCUGUUAGCACCAAAACACGACGUAAUCACCAGUGUUGGGAAAUAGUACAGGUCUACAAUUUAACACCAACCCCAGGCAAGCUAAAACUUAAAGGAGCUCGUCCGGAGCUGGACACUGAGAUAGUGAUUGGAGAGAUGGUCUACAACUCCUAUGCGAUCAUGUACUACCAGAAACGGGGCCAGAUCACCAUGAAGCUCUAUGGUCGGUCUGUAGACAAUCUGUCCGAGUCUAUGUUGACCAAGUUUGAGCAGCUUGCUGAAAAACAGGGUUUGGGUCUGGCAUACCUCUUCCCCUUCCCCACCUACAGUCACUGUGGUGAUGUGGACCAGAACCAUGUAAUCAACUGUGUGCCCACAUGCUGAGGAGUCAGUGCUGACAGAUCCAGGCCUGGAGGGUUCCAAAGUUCACAAGCAAAAAG